Sebastes umbrosus (honeycomb rockfish) is the source of this 5124-nucleotide messenger RNA. RefSeq names its product transmembrane protein 201 (gene tmem201). The coding region runs from base 121 to 2082 and encodes 653 amino acids. Gene Ontology annotation, biological process: nuclear migration along microtubule. The record is from RefSeq and is a predicted model, not a curated record. Gene Ontology annotation, molecular function: actin filament binding; lamin binding. The transcript is spliced from 11 exons. Lineage: Eukaryota; Metazoa; Chordata; Actinopteri; Perciformes; Sebastidae. Gene Ontology annotation, cellular component: nuclear inner membrane.
AGGAUCCCUUCCUGCCGCGUGCGCUUCCCGCGCCGUGUUCUGCGGUACCGAACCAACAACUAAAGCUUUAUAUAUCUCUCUGCUGUUGUUUGGUCGCUUCUCUUUCUAACCUCGCUGGAGAUGGAGGCGUUCAACCAGCUCCUCCUGGAGUAUCCGGAGUUGAUGUACAGCGGAGUCGGAGCGACCGCGUCUGUAGCUGUGGGAGCUGCUGCAGCUGUGAUCUACAAACUAGCUACCAGAAAGAAGCCAACCCAUGCAGAAGUGAACUGCUGGUUUUGUAACCAGAACUCUGUGGUGCCCUUUGGGAACAGGAACUGCUGGGAUUGUCCCAACUGUGAUCAAUAUAAUGGCUUCCAGGAGAAUGGGGAUUACAACAAACCCAUCCCAGCUCAGUACAUGGAGCAUCUUAACCAUGGAGUAUCUGGUAGCCUUCCCACGACAACCAAGACACCGCAGACGGUUACCAGUCAGAUGCUCUUGUGCAGAAAGUGCAAUAAGAACCAGACUGUAGUGAUAAAGCAGUUGGCCUCAUUUAUUCCACGGGAUGAUGAGAACUACGAUGAGGAAAUCGAGGCAUACAAGCACCACCUGGAGCAGAUGUAUAAGUUAUGUAGGCCGUGUCAGACAGUGGUAGAAUACUACAUAAAAUAUCAAAACCGUCAACUUCGAACAGUGCUCCUAAACCAUCCGCUUCGACGCAGCGGAGACUCAGACAAGGGCUUCGUAAAGAGCUCCUACUCUGGGUCUUCUCCCACGGGGGUCAUACUGUUACGGACCCUCGCCUUCCUGAUAUGUGCUUUCCUAGUCGCUACGUCUUUGUGUGAUUUGUCAUACCAGCCUACUCCCAGUGGUGGCCCACAGACAUUAAGUGGUGGGGUCAUUCCUCCAAAGCCUUCACUCCAUAAUGAAUCCACCCACACCAAUGAAAGCAGCGGAGGUGAACCCGCAUGGCAGAGUCUGCUGGAGCUGCUCCCAGACAAGACCUUAGAAAAUGUCAAGCUGGUGUGGCAGCAUGGAAAGGACAACCAGCUGGCUGUAGUCUCUGUUGGCCUGUUGACCUGUCUCACUGCUAUCUUCUUAGCAGGACUUGUGAGGUUGAGGAGAAUUGACGCCGUGUCCUCCGUCCUGUGGUUCCUCAUCCUGUGCCUCCACCUGGCUGAGAGCUACGUGACCGAUGACUCGGGCUGGAUGGACAAAGCCAAGCUCAGCACCGUCUCCCUCUGUUGCCUCUUCAGCUUUGCCGCCGCAGUGGCAACUCGCAAAUCGCUGGGUCCGAGAAGAGCCCGAUAUCGAAGAUUCCUUGCAGGCAGCUCUGCACUCUUCAGCAGCCAGGCUCCGGAUCAGGCAGACUCCUUCGUCCUGGCCCCGCCACCCAACAUCUACAAGCUCAUCAACCGCCACCAGAGUCCUCGCGAGCGCAAGGCGUCCCCCUCCUCUCUGCCGGGACGCCUCAGCAGAGCCCUCUGCCUUGGCACCAUGCCCUCCCUCACCAGGACAGAUUCCGGUUACCUGUUUAGCGGAAGCAAACCAGCCUCACAAUACAAAGACUCCCCGUCCUCAGACUACUUUUCACUGAUGUCCGGGAGCCGCCCGUCGUCCCCGGGCCCCUCUCCGGCUCCUUCAGUAGCCGGGUCAGUCACAUCCAGUUCAGGUUCCGCCAGACACCGGCGCCCCCUCAUCAGCCCCGCUCGCCUCAACAUCAGCGGACGGAAACUCCGGCUUUUCUCGGCGCCAGAAGCGGAACCCACGCUCAUGUCCCCGUCUGUGUCUUCGUCACAUUUCCACGUAAAGUCGGCCUCCUCCAUUUACAGCGGCUGCUUUUCACCUGAUACGUCACCGUUCCAGAGUCAAAACGAUUUGAGUUCUCUGUUAAGGGACGGCAGUGUGAUCGAAGAAGAAGAGAAGCGAGGCAGCUCCUCUGAGUCGUCCUCAUGCCUGGUUGGUACUACUACACAGGGACCUGAGAACAGCCCUCCUACCAAAGGUUUCGUGAGGCGUCUUAUCUGGCCGGGGCUUGUGCUGGUGAGCCUGACCUCCAACCUGUUCUUCGCCGGCCUCUACCUUUACAACAACUGGAGAUGAACCGUUGAUGGGUCUUCUGCUGCUGCUGCUGUUCUCCUGUGACCUGCACAGAGUGAGUCGGCCUCUGGCCUUUGACAACACUGCCGUGUCCUGUGGACCUGUAGGUUUAUUCAGCAAUGCCAGAAAACAUCAAAUAUCUGGCAGCUACUUAUUGUUUGCUGGUGCUUAGUGAAGAAGACAGAUGACCGUUGACAGAUUUUCAACAACGUACCUCCCAUUUUGGAUUGGCGUUACAGGAAAACUGUGAGGUGAAAUCAAAUAUUACGCCUUUGAAUUUGUGAUAAAUGAUCUGGCCUUGGUUUGUUUUUUCUAGUUUGUCACUGCUCCUCUUACAUGAACGCAGGUGCAUGUGUAAUUUAAAUUUAAAGUAAUUUAAAAAGGCUCAAUUCUGACACUGAUGACGUGAAAUGUGCAAUAAAAUCGUGUACUGUUCAGUUGAUGCUGCUUGGACACAGAGGUUCAUGUCUUACCUACUUAUACUGAUUGUGAUGAGUGCAUUACCUCUCCCAACUGAAUAACAUUUCUGGUUCUCUACAAUAACCAAAAAAUGAAAAUUAAAGGUAUAAUAUGCAGGAGUUUUCUAAGAAAAACAAAACAAUGUAAAGACUCAUAGAAAAAUAAUCAAUCAUCACUGUUGAGUGUGUGGUGGUGUCUGUAUCUGCAGAGACCCUGCAGCCCUCUGCCUGUAGUUUAUCUUAUUUUGCUGUGUUCGGGACUCUUCAGCAAAGACUCUUUGGGUCCCACGUGGGUCAGUUUUAGUUGGACUGAGAGCAAUGCUGAGCCACACACACUGCGGACCGGAUGAAGCCUGCCCUUCGGCUGCAUUCAUUCAAAAUCCGGAAACUCUGCACCUUCCCCACAGGCUUGUGCGGAGGUGUUCGGAGUUAGUUGUGUGUUUUAUUCGUGCUUUACAAAAUAACCGCUGUGAAAUAAUCAGAAAAUAAAGUUUUUUUAUUUCUCUGAUUCACUGCUUUGUUCUCACUAACACCGCUCCCUCUCUUCAUUCACUCUAUAGCUCGCUUCACCAGCGUGUAAUAGACCCGCCUGUCCACCCGAAGUAAGCGUGUCAGUGUCACGUUUUGUGUCACCGAGACGUGAACAUUACAUGCCAGCAUGAAGGUGCAGUGUCUUUAUAGUAACGGUUGUCACGUGACGUUUGUCACAUGUUGUGUAGUGACGGAAGUCUAACUUCACACUGACAGCUGUCACAUGUACCGUAUCGGUUUUAUUUAGUCUACGUACGUAUUUUAAGCCAAACCAUGACAUUUUCCCUAAACCUAACUAAUGCCAGGAUCAGACUGUGAUAUUUUUGACGGUUACGAUGGUCACUAUGUCAGAUUAGACGAUUGAGAGUCAUACAUUAUUGUCGUGACUUGGCCGCGACACAUGACAGACUACACGUCGGUCCGCUGUUCCAACAAUACACACUCUCCCGGCACAAACAUGCUAAACUUUCUGUCGGGACGUUGUGAGGCGUCCCAGACACGCCGUCGGUUGUCGUGUAUUAUGACACACUACACAAGAUGAAACGAAUGAUUUUCGCACACUCAUUUAGUCUUUCCCGAUCCAACUCCACACCCUACGACAGCCGUGUCGGGCUAUAAUUGGGCCGAUAUUGUGUAGUCUGAACUGGGCAUAAGUGGUUUUGUUGGCUAAUCCUAAAUGAGUGGCUUUGUCGCCCCCUGCUGGUACUGCACCUUCAUACAGGCACGUAAUAUUCUCGUCUCUGCGAGGCAAAAUGUGACGUCUGGUGGACAGGCGGGUCUUUAACAUUCAACUUUGAAUUCCGUGUGUUUACAAACGGCAACUGUCAAAUGUAACAUAUUAUACCUUUUUAAGCAGCAUGUUACGUUUGUUUUGCAAUCUUGAAAAUUUUUACAAAUUUUCACUUUGUAAUGUCAUAAUUUCACAGCAUCCGGUGUUUGCUGUUCUCUCUGUGUGUAUUCAGCUGGGAAAGAGUGGUGUGUCAAACUCUAUCCUGUCAGGUUGUUUUGUUUUACAGUCAACAGUUUUAUAUUCCAUGUCACAAUCAUUCACUACAGAAAUGGUUCUCUUUCACCAAACCAUUUCCUCCUCCGUUAUCUCUUAUAGAUAUCCUGUUUACAGGCUAGUUCGUAAGGUGCAAAACUGAAGGUCAGGUGCAAUAUCUAUAUGUAUAUAAAAAGAAAAUCACAUUCACAUUUCAUGAUGUUUGCAUAAAAAUAGCAGAGAUUCAGAUAGAAGUUUUUUCUCCUAACUGAGCUGUGAACUAAUUUAUACAGAACUUUUCUUAUAACUUGUAGUCAAACAUCUACAUAUUCAAUUUGAAUGCAUUUGCACUUGUGUUUUUUUUCUGAAUUGUAUGUCCACUCUUUGUGGUCGGUUGUGUUGUAUUUUGAAUAUGUGAUUUUAAAUUGUUCUAUUAGAGCUGAAGAGCACAGAAGUUUGAUUAUUGUGAGUGUAUGUUGAACAUAAGUUACAAAAAGUUGUACAUUUUGGACAUUAUGUAAGAUGUAUAUAAACACGUUAGUUAGCUUAAUAACAAAUGUUGUCAUGCUUUUGGGUGUUUAUUUUCACAUGAAAAUAAUUGUAUUGUUGAAUGAACAUGCACUUGAUUUUUGAGAGGAAACACUGGGUUACGUGUUUUUCUCAGAUACUUAAUGCUAAUUUGAAUUUGUGGUAAUUUAACGUAAUAGUUAAACUAUAUUCAAAUGUUUUAUUGGGUUUUCAAACAUUAAGUCAUGAAUACAGUCCUCCAACCAGUUAGUAGGAGUUUGAGAAGGGAAUGUAAUGUAGGGAAGUAUUCCUGAGUUGGAGGCACCUGAUAAAGUGAGAUUGUGCACCGGAUUCGACUGUUAUCAGGCCAUUAAAUAGCGGUUAUCAGUCACUAUAAGCACCAUAGAUGUGGGUCAUUAGGGGCCUACUGCGCCUACUACAUUGUAAAAGUGAAAAGGAAACUUAAAAGUAACAUGUUCUAAAACUGAAGGAAACAUUUUGAACAGAAACAAAAAAGGUUUCUUUAGGUUUAGGAAACAAAACUACAACUUCUUUAGGUUUAAGCAA